AUGAACAGUGCUGAACAAUACAAUCUGUCUGCCUAUUCAAACUGUCCAGCAAAUGAACCUGUAGAUUAUCUAAUACUUCUUCAACGAUAUGUUGUGCCUAUUCUAUUUGGAAUCGUAGAUGUUAUCGGUUUUACUGGAAACCUCCUUGUCAUAAUCGUCAUAGCUGGUUACUCCACUAUGCGAAACAGCACAAAUAUUCUCAUCCUAUCUCUUGCUCUAGCCGAUCUUUCAUUCAUCAUCUGCUGUGUUCCUUUCACCGCGGUUGUCUAUGCAUUAGAGAUUUGGCCGUUGCCUGACAUCUUUUGCAAGAUCUAUAACUUUACAACCUUUCUAUCCGCAUAUUGUAGUGUAUAUACUCUUGUUCUUAUGAGUCUCGAUCGGUUUCUCGCUGUUGUUUUCCCUUUGAGAAGUAGGCUAUGGAGAACAACAAAGAAUACUGUUAUAACCCUUAUCAUAAUGUGGAUAAUUCUUAUAGCGGCUAACUUGCCAAUCCCAAUUACAUCGCGAACAUUUUACUGGAUUGAGCCCGAUCAAGAAUUCGGAUGUAAACGGCGAAUGUGUCACAUUUCUUGGAUGGUUCAACUAGCCGAUAAUGAUAUUCCCGUUAAUAUAAAUCAAGAAAAUAGCAAAUUAUUCUAUACUAUCUUCUUUGUGCUAGGUUACGCAUUUCCAUUAGCCUUGAUCUGCUUAUUCUACAGCGUCUUGUUAAAAGAGUUGCUGUGUGGAAGGGUUUCCAAAAUGUCCAAGUCUGUCGAGGCACAUAAAGGCAAACGUAAAGCUACUAAACUAGUUAUUAUUGUAAUAUCAGUUUUUGCGGCCUGCUGGUUACCUAUUCAGGUUAUAUUUAUGUAUCAAAGCUUCUACAGUGAUUCUCCAACAAUAACAUUUCGGGUCUUUCAUGUGAUGGGUAAUGUCUUGGCCUACGCAAAUAGCUGUGUUAAUCCUAUUCUCUACGCCUUCUUCAGCGACUCAUUUCGAGCAGGUUUUGCAUCUCUCAUUUGCAUGGACAAAUCAAAAAUGCGUGACGUUCGCUGUGAAAGCAAUGCUGAUCAAACUGAAAUGCUUUCCGUUAGGAAUUAUUCCAAUCGAAAGCAUGUGGCAUCAGAGCAAGAAGAAACUUUGAAGAAUACUAAUUCUAACAAUAGGAGCAUGAAGAAGACACAUCAGAAAGAGGUGGCGUUUGUAGAAAGUGUUUGCGUUCAUCCACUUACCCAGUAUCCUCCAGAAUGCCCUGAAAAUCUUAUUGAAUGA
This is a messenger RNA of Rodentolepis nana, 1251 nucleotides long. Lineage: Eukaryota; Metazoa; Platyhelminthes; Cestoda; Cyclophyllidea; Hymenolepididae. The record is from the annotation of a GenBank genome assembly.